AAAGAAUUUGAGGACCAGAUUCAUGCACAACAGGAGCAGAUAGAAAACCAGCAACAGGAGAUACACAGUCAGAACGGUAUUAUCAAAGGGUUGCAAGCAUCACAGGAGACCCUAGCUAAAUAUGUCGAGUCACUAGCUGCAAAAAUUGAUGGAAGACAAGUUUAGCUGAAGGUACCUAGGUAUAUGGCAGUAGGUAUGCAUUUUGGAUGCUCAAGGACCUUUGGAAGGC
This is a messenger RNA of Linum tenue, 229 nucleotides long. The record is from the annotation of a GenBank genome assembly. Lineage: Eukaryota; Viridiplantae; Streptophyta; Magnoliopsida; Malpighiales; Linaceae.